This is a messenger RNA of Myxocyprinus asiaticus (Chinese sucker), 5280 nucleotides long. RefSeq names its product vascular endothelial growth factor receptor 2. Gene Ontology annotation, cellular component: membrane; signaling receptor complex. Gene Ontology annotation, biological process: cell migration; positive regulation of kinase activity; vascular endothelial growth factor receptor signaling pathway. The coding region runs from base 222 to 4274 and encodes 1350 amino acids. NCBI's taxonomy places the organism in Eukaryota, Metazoa, Chordata, Actinopteri, Cypriniformes, Catostomidae. Gene Ontology annotation, molecular function: ATP binding; growth factor binding; vascular endothelial growth factor receptor activity. The transcript has 30 exons. The record is from RefSeq and is a predicted model, not a curated record.
UCAUUCACUCAUCCAUCAGUGCGCGCAACAGGUUUCCACCUGAGUCAAGGCAACGCAAGGAUUUAUCAUACCUAGUUUGUGUUUUAUUCGUCUCUGCAGGUUUAAGGAUAAAUAAAACAUAUAUUAAAGAGCACAAUUGUGCCGUAUAAUCGUGAUGAGGAGCUAGAGACUGUUUUCCCUGAACUUUUCAUGCCGGGACGGUCCUGCAUUAGUGGCGGGCGAUGGCAAAGACAUCUAUUGUCCUUUCUCUCGUCGACAUUCUUUUUAUCAUCAACUUGGCUAUAGCGAUAGAGCUUAGGUUCGUACCUGAUCCUCCAAUCCUAAACAUCACUGAAAAGACUCUCAAAAUCAAUGCUUCAGAUACACUGGAGAUCACUUGCAGAGGUCGCCAGAUCCUGGAGUGGUCUACACCUCACAACCGAACCCGUUCCGAAACCCGGCUCACCAUAUCCGACUGUAGUGGUGAAGGACUUUUCUGUAGCACAUUAACCCUCACCAAGGCAGUAGCCAAUGAGACGGGAGAGUACCGCUGCUUCUACAAAAACCUGCCAAUAGAGGAUGGGAAGACUUCAAAAGCGGUUUAUGUCUUUGUACAAGAUUACCGCACACCAUUUGUCCGAAUGGCUCAAGAUUAUGAUGUGGUGUUCAUCCGGGAGGGAGAACAGGUGGUCAUUCCCUGUCUAAUAUCUGUGGAGGACCUAAACGUUACACUUUACACAAAGUAUCCAGUAAAAGAACUAGCCACUGAUGGGAAAGAGGUCAUCUGGGAUAGCAAGAGGGGCUUCAUCCUCCCUAGUCAUGUAGUCAGUUAUGCUGGUGUGGUCUACUGUGAAACCAUUAUUCAAAACGAGACCUAUCAGUCCUCACCUUACAUUGUGGCUGUUGUUGGAUACAAGAUCUAUGACCUCACCCUGAGUCCAGCUCAUGAGAGGCUGACGGUGGGGGAGAGGCUAGUGCUCAACUGCACAGCUCACACGGAACUCAAUGUGGGAAUCGACUUUCAGUGGACCUUCCCUCAUGCGAAGAGAAGUGUGAACAGCACAACACAACGGUCACGUUAUGACACCAAAUCCUACAAGAAGAAGCUGUGGAACUCUUUAGAACUGUCCAAUACCCUCAUUGUACAGAAUGUGUCCAUAAAUGACACAGGAGAGUAUAUAUGCACAGCCUCCAGUGGUCAGAUGCAGAAGGCUGCCCGUGCCUCCCUCAUUGUCUAUGAGAAGCCAUUUAUAGCACUGAAUGAUCAGUUGUUGCAGACUGUGGAGGCAACUGCUGGCCAGGAAGAGGCAAAAAUCCUUGUUAAAUACUAUGCCUAUCCAGAGCCCUCUGUCAAGUGGUAUAAGAAUGACCAGCCAAUAUCCUGGAAAGAUGAGUACAGGAUGAAGCCUGCCAGAGGAUCUCUCACCAUAUACGGUGUAACAGAGAAGGAUUCUGGGAAUUACACCAUUAUAAUGACGAAUAAGGUCACCAAGGAGGAGCAGAGAAGAACUUUUCAACUGUUGGUUAAUGAUCGUCCUAGGAUAUUUGAGAAGGAAGUACCUUCGGAUCGAGAUGUUCAUAUGUAUGGCAGUAGCCCUACAUUGAGAUGCACUGCAAGCGGAGGAUCCAGCCCUGUCACAAUACAAUGGCAGUGGAUGCCCAGAGAGGACUGUCCAAUCAGAUUUCACCCAAAGUCGGACCAGAAUGUGGUGAAGUGUGAUAAAUGGAGGGAGAUAUCGAACAACACAGGAAAGAAUCCCAUCAGCAGCCCUAUAUCUGCUAUUGAGAGAUCUCUCAAGACUAUUAGCACACUGAAGAUCCAGAAAGCAGUUGACCAUGCUCUCUACAGGUGCAUUGCCACCAAUAAGAUGGGAACGGAUGAAAGAGUCAUAGUAUUCCGAGUAACUCAUUUCCUCAACCUAAGUGUUCUCCCCUCUAGCAGCCCUAUUGAGGGAGAAGAUGUGGUAAUACGCUGUGUAGCUGAUCGGCUGCUGUACAGUAACUUGCAUUGGUAUCGGGUAAUAAACGUAACCAAUCCUGAUGCCUUUCCAGUGGCUGUGCCCUGCGAUACCCUUACUCUGUCACCUUUCCACCAGCCUAAUGUCACCAUAUCAAGCCUGCAGGGCACCAAUGCAACACUUGACCUGCCCAUACCAAAUGCCACCUUGAUGGAUCAAGGCCUGUACGCUUGCCAAGUGGAGAACAUGGGCACCAGUGAGAGAACCUGCUUACUUCACAACCUCAGACUCCAAGCUCUUGAGGUGUCAAGAAUUGUGACCAAUCUGACUGACCAGAGAGUGAAUGUAAGUGACUCUACCACACUAGUGUGUGAAGUUUGGGGUACACCAACCCCUACUGUUUUUUGGACUAAAGACAAUCAGACUGUCAUAGAGGAUUCAGGUGUGAUUCUGAAAGAGUCCAACCAGAUCUUGACCAUCCAACGGGUGAAAAAAGAAGACAGUGGUCUAUACAUAUGUACAGCCUGUAACCAGCAGGGUUGUGACUCUGACCAGGCUCGUCUUAUUGUGGAUGGUGCAGAAGAAAAGAUGAAUGUGGAAUUGAUCAUGCCUAUUGGUGCUGUGGUCAUCGCCAUGUUCCUCUGGCUCCUCAUCGUCUUCGUCAUUCGUAACAGGAAACGGCCUUAUGAUGGAGAGCUGAAAACUGGCUACCUGUCAAUCAUACUUGACUCGGAUGAUAUGCCGAUGGAUGAGCACUGUGAGAGACUGACCUAUGAUGCAAACAAGUGGGAGUUCCCACGUGAUAGACUGAAGCUAGGGGAGCCGCUGGGCAGAGGAGCAUUUGGCCAAGUUGUGGAGGCGACCGCAUAUGGUAUCGAGAAGGCCACCACCUGUUCUACAGUAGCAGUGAAGAUGCUCAAGGAGGGUGCUACCUCCAGUGAGUACCGUGCUCUCAUGUCUGAGCUGAAGAUUCUGAUCCAUAUUGGUCACCACCUCAAUGUGGUCAACCUUCUAGGAGCCUGCACCAAACCAGGGGGACCCUUAAUGGUGAUUGUAGAGUACUGUAAACACGGUAACCUCUCCAGCUAUUUAAAAAGCAAGCGAGGAGAAUACAGUCCCUACAAGAGGCGUACUUCACGGCCAGGCAGGAGAAAAGUACAGCAGCAAGAGGAUUUGCGUGAGGGGGAUCUGGGUCUGGGAGCCAGCACUAGACUGGACAUCUGCACUGGUACUGCAUUGUGCACCAGACUGGGAGAGCAGACAACCACCACCCAUGUGCAGGAUGAGCAAGAGAGUUCAGACUGGGAUCACCUGACAAUGGAGGACCUCAUCAGCUAUAGCUUCCAGGUGGCCAAAGGCAUGGAGUUCCUAGCCUCCAGAAAGUGUAUUCACCGUGACUUGGCAGCCAGAAAUAUCUUACUAUCUGAGAACAAUGUGGUGAAGAUAUGCGACUUUGGUCUAGCCAGAGACGUCUAUAAAGACCCUGAUUACGUCCGUAAAGGAGAUGCUCGUCUUCCUCUUAAGUGGAUGGCUCCCGAGACCAUAUUUGACCGUGUGUACACUACACAGAGUGAUGUGUGGUCAUUUGGUGUGCUGCUCUGGGAGAUCUUCUCACUUGGUGCGUCUCCAUAUCCAGGUGUGUGUAUUGAUGAGUCUUUCUGCAGGCGACUCAAGGAGGGAACCAGAAUGAGAGCUCCAGACUAUGCAACACCUGAGAUAUAUCAGACCAUGCUGGACUGCUGGCUUGAUCGGCCUAAAGACAGGCCAACUUUUACUCAAUUAGUUGAACAUCUUGGUAAUCUGCUACAGGCUAGCGCACAACAGGAUGGAAAGGACUACAUCCCAUUGACAAAUGGAGAGAUGGAAGAAGAAUCAGGAACAUCUAAUAGAGCACCUUAUGUAGGCAGUACAGAAGCCCAGCUCCACUAUGAUAAUGCUCCACCACUGGGGUUCCCACAGCAGAUAGACAAUUGUGUAAUGCCAAUAAGUAUGACGACUUUUGAAGACAUUCCCCUGGAGCACAGUGCUGUAAUGAAUGGUCGCAUGGACUGUGGAGUGGGCUUUUCACGUGAGCAGAUGAAAGCUUUGGAUCGCCAUGUGCAAAGAACACCUAAUUUCAGCCCACUCCUGCGGUGCAAGAGUAAGGAGUCUUUAGCUUCCGAAUCAUCCAAUCAGACCAGCGGCUAUCAGUCGGGCUACCACUCUGAUGAUGCAGAAGCACCAAUAUACGCCAACGAGGAAAUGAUCCUGAAGAGAGACUUUCGGAAGAAACCUCCAUUGCCCAAGAGAGAUGACAAGUUCACCGCAGAUGUCCGUUACAGUGCACCUCCAGUUUAAUAUCGACACCUGUGUUUAUAGAUGAGCUUCAACAGUGUUUUUCUUUCGCAACAACACACUUAGCCCUGUCAUGCUCAUUUCAUGCAAGUGGUAGAAGAGUUUUAGAUCAUGGAAAAGUCAUAGAAAUUAAAACAAAACUGUAAAAGUCAUGGGAAUGUCAUAGAAAUAUCUGUAUAUACAUUUUAAUAUUUUUUGUGGCUAUGCUUAGAUUUAAAAUAUUACUGUAGAUUGGCUUUAAAUUGCAUAAUGCAGUCAAUAUAAAAUUAUAUUUAAAAAUCCUAAUCCAGUAUACUGGAAUCAUCAUGGACAUUAAUUGGUCACAAGGUGUGGGAACCCUGAACCUUCAAUGUCAUUGUUCAUUGAAUAUUAGGUUUUUCCUGCCAUUAGCCUACUCAUAAUGACACUGGUAUUAUAACCACAUGCACUGCAUCAUCUAAAACAACAAACUUUUUAAUUGGCCCUCAAGCUUCAGUUUGAAUUGUUAACUUUUUUAUUAUAUUCAUUUUUAUAAAUAAAUGUAAUAUAUUGCGUUGGAACAAGAUGUUUUGGAGCAGAUAAGAUGUAUGUUGUAUUUGUAUUCUUCUAAAUGUCAGGGGAGUGGGAAAGCCUUAGCAAUACAGUCCUGUUUACACAGACUGCAGAGCAAAAGCGUUCUAAGUGUGUCCACACCACUUCCUGAGCAGAGGCACACCCUCUUCCUACCGAACAGGAAAUAGCAACUGGAAUGUCAGACAACUGAGUGUGUGAAUGUUUUCCAUUUUUGUCUUCAUCUUUUGCAUUGUCUUUAAACAAAUGAUGGCCAGACUUUUUCUCUCCCAAGUAACAAACAAUCUGUCUGAUUUUAUCUCAUCUUUGUUUCUUGGUUUGUUUUUUGAUUGUACAGUUUAUAAUGAGGGCCUUUUUGUCUUUGUAAGAAAAAUGUCAGUAUUUUGCCAUUUUGAGUAUUAUUUAGUAAGACAUUAAUGUAAUUAGUUUUUAAAUUAAUAAACUCUUGCCAGUCAAAAUA